AUGGAAGGAAGUGAAAAGGGAAGUAACGGGGACUCUAAAUUUGAUUCCCUUGAGGAAGCUUUAAACCGUUUAGGAGAUUUUGCGGGAAUCAGUGACCUUCAGAAAAGACGAAAAGCCCUUAAAUUAUUAAAUUCUAUUUUCAAGGAAUGGGUUAAAUACGAAUAUGGGAAGAAAAAGAGGACAAAAUCGGAUCCGACUUAUAGAAAACUAUUGCUCCCAUAUGGUUCCUAUCGUCUCGGUGUCUGUUCGGAAGACGAUGAUAUUGAUACUGCAUUGGUUGUUCCGAUAUGGAUUUCCAAAAAGGCUUAUUUUACUCUCUUCGCUGAGAUGUUAAGGGUUCAGGAUUCGGUAACCUAUACAAAUCUUGUUAGAAACUAUGGCAGUCUAUUGAUGCGAGCUAAAAUAAUGGGAAUAAAAUUCGAUAUAGUCCUGAUCAGAUUGAUGAAAGCAAAUGUUCCUGGCAAUUUUAAUGUUUACAAUUUAACUCCAAGGGCGGUUAAAAAAAUUGCUAUAAAACCCAAGCGAUUUGGAGGAAUACUAACCGCGUCCUUUAUUCUCGACAUUGUUUACUCCAAACAUGUUUUCAGGAAAGCACUAAAAGCAAUACGACUAUGGGCCAAAUCAUGUGGCAUCUAUUCCAAUACCUUUAAGUAUUUUAAUGGCAUCAGUUUAGCCAUCAUGACUUGCCGAAUUUGUAUGUUCUAUCCAGUAGAGUCGGCAGAGAUGAUUGUGUACCACUUCAUGCGAAUUUAUAGCCAAUGGGAUUGGAGAGAACAAGUUCGAAUUACCGCAUCCUAUCGCCACUAUUCUGCUACUCCACGCAUUUCAGUCGGUGGUUUAGGCAUAAAAAAUAACGUGGACACAUUAUCUCAUGUUAGUCAAGAUAGGAUGAAGAUUAUAUGCCAGAUGAUUAAGGACUGCGGCUUAAAUCGAGUGCUCGAAAUCAAAAAACACAAUCUUCCAUGGUCACACCUCUUUGAACGCAAAACCUUUUUUCACACCUAUCCUUAUUAUUUCGCCAUUAGCUUUUUCUAUUCCAGUGAGGCCGUUUUAGACAGAUUACGUCCACUUUUUGAAAUAUUCGUUCGUGAUAAAUCUAAAAUGUAUGAGGAAAAGGCGAGUGUUAAAUUCGUCCAUGUCAACUGUAACUCGUAUUGUGAAAGAAUUGGUAAAGACCAGAAGCCCUCUAUUAGGACCUGGUUUAUCGGUAUUGAAUUCGUAAAAACUGAAGAUUACUUUGUUGACACUGAAGAAGACCAAGUAUCUGGAUGUGAGACUCGCAUUAGAUCCUUCAAGGGAAGUCAAAUCGCCGAUUAUUUGCCUCCGGAAUUACAAUAG
Messenger RNA from Rodentolepis nana, 1338 nucleotides. The record is from the annotation of a GenBank genome assembly. Lineage: Eukaryota; Metazoa; Platyhelminthes; Cestoda; Cyclophyllidea; Hymenolepididae.